UUUUUCUUUACCCCUACCCCUUAUAUAUGAAUCAAAGGUUAAGAUCAAUUCACGCAACAACACUCUUCCCUAAAACCCUUUUCUCAAAAUCUUGCUAGGGUUUAAGACCGAAGAGAAAACAAGUGAAGUAGCGAGUGUUCAACCAAGAACAAAUCCAAAGGUAAAGAAAUGGCUUUAUUUGGUAGAGUUGGGAAUUUAUUAAGGACUGCAGCAAAUACAAAGAUCACUUCAGAGUUGAAAUUACGAUCUUUCCCGUCUGUUUUCCAAGCCAUACGGUGCUUUACCGGUCCUCCGAGUACUCCGUCUACAAAGCUGUUUGUGGGAGGUAUUUCCUAUUCUACUGAUGAACAAAGUUUGAGGGACGUUUUUGCAAAAUAUGGCGAAGUUGCUGACGUGAGGAUUAUUAUGGAUCGCGAAACUGGUAACUCCAAAGGAUUUGGCUUCGUUACUUACAAUUCAGUCGAGGAGGCAUCAAGUGCCAUUCAAGCCUUGGAUGGACAGGAAUUGCAUGGUCGCCGAGUUGGUGUCAAUUUUGCCAAUGAAAGACCCCGUGGAUAUGGUGGUGGUGGAUCUUACGGAAACACUCCCUACGGAGGUGGAGGUGAUGGUGGAUAUCGAGGUGGUUACAGUAACUCUACAUACAGUGCUCCUUCAAGCGAUGGUGGGUAUGGUGGUUAUGGAAGCACUUAUAAUGAUGGUGGGUAUGGUGGCAACAAUGUGAAUUAUAGUGCUCCUGUGGGAACUGGUGAAAGCAAUACUGUUAACUAUGGUAGUCCUCCUGGUGUUGGUGGUUAUGGUGGAAACAACCCAAAUUAUGGUGCUCCUGUGGGCGGUAGUGAAAGCAAUGCUGUUAACUAUGGCAGUGCUCCAGCUGUUGGUGGUUAUGGUGGUAACAAUGGGAGUUAUGGUGCUUCUGAUCCUGUUAACUACGGUAGUGCACCUGGCGUUGGCGGUUAUGGAGUAGGUGGUGGUGAAAGCAAUUCUGUUAAUUAUGGUGGUGGUUAUGGCGGUGGUAACAAUGCAAAUUAUGGUGCUCCUGUGGGUGGUGGAGACGUCAAUUCUGUUAACUAUGGUACUGCUCCUGCUGAUGGUGGUUAUGGUGCUGCUACUGGAUUUGGCAAUAGUACUCCUGGUAGUGGUCCUAGCAAUGGUUUCGCCAGUAGUGGAGGAUUUGGAUAUGGCGGAAGUGGUCAGGAAAAUUUCAGGAGUGAUGAUCAUGAAGUUGAUGCUUUUGCUAAACGGGGUUGACAAAAUCUCGGAAAAUCUUAGGUUUUUAUAAAAAUUUGGUGGACUUGUUCCUGAUAUUAUUUUCAAGCAUGUAUAAUCAGCAAUAUAGAGCUGGAAAGAUAUAAACCUUGUUACUCUUAUGCUGCGUUCUUUACUCUUGUUAUGAAUCUGGAAUAUAAUUUUUGUUGCAUGCUUUAA
Trifolium pratense (red clover) is the source of this 1425-nucleotide messenger RNA. Its product is annotated as glycine-rich RNA-binding protein 3, mitochondrial-like. Gene Ontology annotation, molecular function: RNA binding. The coding region runs from base 169 to 1248 and encodes 359 amino acids. The transcript has 5 exons. Lineage: Eukaryota; Viridiplantae; Streptophyta; Magnoliopsida; Fabales; Fabaceae. The record is from RefSeq and is a predicted model, not a curated record.